GGACGGCAGCCGGGCUCUUACAUAAUCUGAACUCUUCACUGCUCAGUUCGACACCUCGAUACACUUAACUUCCGCAGAACUCAAAAAACAUGGGAGGUGGUGCUAGAUAUCCAUACCCAAAGCAUGUGUGGUCCCCCGCUGGUGGUUGGUGGGCCCGUCCUGCGAAUUGGCGGAGUAACACUGUCAUAACUUUUGCUGGUAUGUUUGCCAUUGCAUACGGAGUCUGGACUGUUAGCGCAGACCGUGAGAUCAGACACGUUCAACCCGACCGACCGAUCCCGUCCAUGAUGUGGGCAAAACAGUACAAGGACCAGUCUCGGGAGAACUGAGACGGGUAGCUGGGUAUAUGCUUAAAUAGUCUUGUCUCAGUCAGUUAUAUCCUUCAUCAUAUAUCAAUAUUUUGCCACCUCUGCAUGAGUCUCAAUUUUCGGACUGUUGACUGAAUGU
Suillus fuscotomentosus is the source of this 447-nucleotide messenger RNA. RefSeq lists its product as uncharacterized. The record is from RefSeq and is a predicted model, not a curated record. NCBI's taxonomy places the organism in Eukaryota, Fungi, Basidiomycota, Agaricomycetes, Boletales, Suillaceae. The transcript is spliced from 5 exons. Bases 90 to 329 code for a protein of 79 amino acids.